This is a messenger RNA of Polyodon spathula (Mississippi paddlefish), 2928 nucleotides long. RefSeq names its product phosphatidylinositol 4,5-bisphosphate 3-kinase catalytic subunit alpha isoform-like. The transcript is spliced from 17 exons. Gene Ontology annotation, biological process: phosphatidylinositol-mediated signaling; phosphatidylinositol 3-kinase/protein kinase B signal transduction; cell migration. The coding region runs from base 1 to 2715 and encodes 904 amino acids. Gene Ontology annotation, molecular function: 1-phosphatidylinositol-4-phosphate 3-kinase activity; 1-phosphatidylinositol-3-kinase activity. NCBI's taxonomy places the organism in Eukaryota, Metazoa, Chordata, Actinopteri, Acipenseriformes, Polyodontidae. The record is from RefSeq and is a predicted model, not a curated record. Gene Ontology annotation, cellular component: cytoplasm; phosphatidylinositol 3-kinase complex, class IB; plasma membrane.
AUGCCUAUCUGUGAGUUUGAGCUGGUGAAGGACCCCGAGGUUCAGGAUUUCCGACGCUGCAUUCUGAGCGUGUGCAAGGAGGCGAUGGAGGAGCGCGAGGGGGGCGGGGCCCACAGCCAGGCGCUCUACGUGUACCCCCCAAACAUUGAGUCUACCCCUGAACUGCCCAAACACAUCUACAUUUAUCUCCCUGUCUCCCGCUCUCUCCCUCUAUCUCUCUCUCCAGGGCGUCUGAUCGUGACUAUCUGGGUGAUCGUCUCCCCCACGAAUGACAAGCAGAAAUACACGCUGAAGACGCCCCACGACUGCCUGCCGGAGCAGGUCAUCGCUGAGGCCAUCCGGAAAAAAACCCGGAGCAUGCACCUGUCCCCGGAGCAGCUGCGUCUCUGCCUGCAGGAAUACCAGGGGAAAUACAUCCUGAAGGUGUGCGGCUGUGACGAGUACAUGCUGGAGAGACACCCCCUGAGCCAGUACAAGUAUAUUCGGAGCUGCAUCACGAUUGGUCGCCUCCCUCACCUCAUGCUCGUGUCGAAGGACAGUCUUUACUGCCAGCUCCCAUCCGACACGUUUGUGAUGCCCUCAUACGGGCGCCGGGCCCCCCACCCACCGCCCGGGCCCCCAGGCUCUGCUAACGGGGGCCCCGGGGACCCCAGCAGUCACCGCUCGCUCUGGGCCUUCAACAGCCUGCUGCGCAUCCGCGUGCUGUGCGCCACUUACGUGAACGUGAACGUGCGCGACAUCGACAAGAUCUACGUGCGUACGGGGAUCUACCACGGAGGAGAGCCGCUCUGCGACAACGUGAACACACAGAGAGUACCCUGCUCGAACCCGAGCUGUCUCGCUGUCUCUAAGGAGCACUGUCCCCUGGCCUGGGGCAAUGUGAACCUGUUUGAUUACCGGGACACGCUGGUUGCUGGGAAGCUGGCUUUGAACCUGUGGCCGGUGCCUCACGGGCUGGAGGACCUGCUGAACCCCAUCGGAGCCGCUGGGGCCAACCCCAACAAGGAGACACCCUGUCUGGAGCUGGAGUUUAACUGGUUCAGUCACUCAGUCAAGUUCCCCGACCAGCAGCAGAUAGAGGAGCACGCCAACUGGAGCAUGUCCCGCGAGCUGGGCUACAACUACUGUCUCAUAGGACUGAGUACCAGGAUGGUUCGAGACUCCACCCUGGGAGACAGUGACAUGGAACAGCUUCGCAGCAUUGCCAACAGAGACCCCCUCUCUGAACUGACUGAGCAGGAGAAAGACUUUCUCUGGAGACACAGGCACUCCUGUGUGGACAUGCCGGAGACGCUGCCCAAGCUGCUGCUGUCAGUCAAGUGGAACUCGCGGGACGAGGUGUCUCAGAUGUACUGCUUGCUGCGGGACUGGCCCCUGAUGAAGCCCGAGCUGGCCCUGGAGCUUCUGGACUGUAACUUCCCCGACCCCGUCGUGCGCGACUUUGCUCUCAAGUGCCUGGUGAAGGGGCUGAACGACGACAAGCUGUCCCAGUACCUACUGCAGCUCGUCCAGUGUAUCUAUAUUAAUCCCUGUGCGUGGGACUCGGUGUCGCCCCCUGGCUGCAGGUCGGAGAUGCACAACAAGCCGGUGAGCCAGCGAUUUGGGCUGCUGCUGGAGGCAUUCUGCAGGACCUGCGGGAUGUACCUGAAACACCUAAACAGACAGGUGGAGGCCAUGGAGACCCAGAUGAAGUUCCUGGUUGAUCACAUGAGCCGCUCCGACUGCAUGGAGGCCCUGCAGGGUUUCGUGUGCCCCCUGAACCCUGUGCACCAGCUAGGCAACCUCAGGCUGGAGGAGUGCAGGAUCAUGUCCUCUGCGAAGCGGCCUCUCUGGCUGAACUGGGAGAAUCCAGACAUCAUGAGUGAGCUGCUCUUCACAAACAAUGAGAUCAUCUUCAGGGAUGUUCCAGACCUCAGACAGGACAUGCUGACCUUGCAGAUCAUCAAAAUCAUGGAGAAUAUCUGGCAGAACCAAGGCCUGGACCUCAGGAUGCUCCCCUAUGGCUGCCUGUCUAUAGGGGACUGUGUGGGGCUGAUCGAGGUGGUGAAGAACUCUCACACCAUCAUGCAGAUCCAGUGCAAGGGGGGCCUGAAGGGGGCACUGCAGUUCAACAGCAACGCGCUGCACCACUGGCUGAAGGACAAGAACCGCGGGGAGGGCUAUGACUGUGCGAUUGAUCUCUUCACUCGCUCUUGUGCUGGAUACUGCGUGGCGACUUUCAUCCUGGGCAUCGGAGACAGACACAACAGCAACAUCAUGGUGAAGGAGAAUGGGCAGCUGUUCCAUAUCGACUUCGGUCACUUCCUGGAUCACAAGAAGAAGAAAUUCGGGUACAAGCGGGAGCGUGUCCCCUUCGUCCUGACACAGGACUUCCUCCUCGUCAUCAGCAAGGGGGUCCCAGAGUGCACCAAGACCAAGGAGUUCGAGAGGUUUCAGGAGAUGUGCUACCAGGCUUACCUGUCGAUCCGGCAGCACGCCAACCUCUUCAUCAACCUCUUCUCCUUGCUGCUGGGCUGUGGGAUGCCCGAGCUGCAGUCGUUCGAUGACAUCGCCUACCUGCGCAAGACCCUGGCCCUCGACAAGAGCGAGCCCGAGGCCCUGGAGUACUUCACCAAGCAGAUGAACGACGCGCACCACGGCGGCUGGACCACCAAGAUGGACUGGAUCUUCCACACCAUCCGCCACAUGCCUCUGUCCGAGAGCGGCCACGACUGAGAGAGAGACGGGGGGCUAGCUGCCAAGAGAGAUCCACCCCUGUACUGCACUGAGACUCCUUCUCAACCAGAGCAAAUAUAACCGGGCAGCGAGAGCAGUGACUGAGAACAACACAGAAAUACGGGGGAGUAAAUCGGACUCCCGCUGCACAGCAGUGUGAUCCAGCCCUGGUUUCAAUAGGAGUUUAAUAAUAAGACACACCUGAGCUUGUUC